Dissoconium aciculare CBS 342.82 is the source of this 414-nucleotide messenger RNA. RefSeq lists its product as uncharacterized. Lineage: Eukaryota; Fungi; Ascomycota; Dothideomycetes; Mycosphaerellales; Dissoconiaceae. Bases 1 to 414 code for a protein of 137 amino acids. The record is from RefSeq and is a predicted model, not a curated record. The transcript has a single exon.
AUGUCAUCAUCCUCACAGACAUAUACCAUGUCGUCCCGCUCGGCAGGACCUCUCCCGUCACCUGCGAGUUCGCCACGACCGACAUAUUUCGCUACACUCCCAUCACAAGCGAACAACAUGAACGCCGCACAACUACAACAGCAACAACAGCAGAUGCGCCAGCAGCAGCAGCAACAAGAGCAACAAUAUCAAAUGCUCCAGCAGCAACAACAGCAACAGCAACAAAUGCAACAGCAACAACAGCAACAACGCCAACAACCACACAUGACGGCGGCCUACAUCGGUCAGCGUGGCCACAACGGAGGCGUACCCAACACAGCGCAAUAUCUGCAAGACUUCAGCCUCCUCGCGGAAGCCGCCAAGCGCGCAGAGAUGGCCUGUCUGGCAAGAGACCUCGGUGACUGUGGACUAUGA